Linepithema humile (Argentine ant) is the source of this 2940-nucleotide messenger RNA. Lineage: Eukaryota; Metazoa; Arthropoda; Insecta; Hymenoptera; Formicidae. The record is from RefSeq and is a predicted model, not a curated record.
GUCGUUGAAAGUGUUAGCAACAUAUUUUCCGAAUUAUCCUUUAAAUCGUAUUAAUUAAAAAAGACUAUUCUAUUUAAAUGAUCGUGUGUGAAAUUAGUACAUACAUAUAAAAAUUCUAUAAUUCCGAGCAAAGUUCCAGUUUUCUUUUAAAAAAUAAGUUCUAAGUAUUCCGAGGUGAAAAUGGAAAACAGUACUGAAUCUAAUGACGAAGUCAACUUUAACGGAUCAAUAGCAUUAUACGAAGCCACAUGUGCAAAAGUGAACAUGAUCAACAAUAAAUCGAAAGAAGAACAUAACAUUGAACAAUUAAUGGAAUCGUGCGAAAUCACAUCUACAAAAGUGAAAAAAAGGAGCAAAGAUUCCAAACAGAUGGAUAACUCUGAAGAAUCGGGCGCAAAUAUAUCCUCAAGAACAGAACCGGAGAGCAACUCUGAUUGUGAAUCUGAAGAGGACGACUGGAAUGAGUCAAUGGAAUUAAUCGAAGUCACAUCCGAAAAAAACGGAGCAAAAAUUAUAUUUGCAACCGAUGAUUUUUACGGCGUGGCUGAAAAUCUACUUAAAAAUGAUGAUCCUGUAUGCAAUGAACACAUGAUGUUCAGUAACAAAACCAACAACAAUGUCGACGGAUGGAAAACCCAAAAAAUGCGAAAUGAACGGCAUAAUUUUGUUAUUAUCCAAUUACCCGGUGCAACUGUUAUACAGUCCAUUUGUAUAAACACUGCCUGCUUUAUCAACGAGUUUUCAGAAUUUUCCGUACAAGGCAAAAUGCUAUCCGAACGUUUAAUUGGCAUUAAAUAUAAGCCAAAUCGUACAAAUAAAUUAGGCACAUCUUGCAAUAUGGAAGACUACAUAUCCAUGCACGAUAAUACAAAGGAUUGGAACUAUUUGAUUUUACCAUCCACUCUGAGCUCCGGCUAUCCAUCUAUGUGUAAAAAGUCCUUCUGCGUCUUACCGCAUUACACCGUGACCCAUUUGCGACUCAAUAUUUUCCCAGACGGAGGUAUUGCCAGAUUACGCGCUUACGGAGUAGUGUUGCCCAUGAUUACAAAAAUAAAUAGGGACAUUGAUUUAAUCUCCUCUUUGUAUAAUAGUCAUUGUACAUUAUUCAGUGACAGUUCCAUUGGACAUCCUAAUAAUAUUAUUCUACCUAAUGAAGCCACAAGCAUUGUUGAAGGAUGGAAUACUGUAGAAAAACAUUACAAAUACUACAAAUUUAAUGAAACGUCAUUCGAUGAGAUAUCGGUCGAAUCCUGGGCUAUAUUUAGGUUGGGAUGCAGAGGCACAGUCACUCAUGUUGUUAUUGAUACAAGACUUUUCACUGGCAAUGCUCCAUACAUGGUACGAGUGCAAGGAUGUUUUGGAAAAACUGAUGAUAAUUUAAACGACAAAUGGGAAAAACUCAUAUCGGAUGUUCAUAUAAAUCCGGGCACGGAGCUAUCUAUUACUGUGGACAAAGAUCAGAAUUCUAUCGUAAAUUGGGUGAAAAUAACAAUUAAACCAGAUGGUGGUAUAUCUAGAUUUCGAGUUUUUGGCAAACCUAAAAUUGAUUGGACAUGUUUGAUUCAACAAAUAAAAACUUUGACGACCAUUGCGCUUUACGUUAAGAUCUGCAUUCGCAGCGGCAAUUUCGUCUACGGCUACGAAGAGCUUGACGCUAUGCUGUACGAUUUGAAGAUUCUCAAGCAUCACGAAGUGAACGGACUCGUCUUUGGCUUGUUGAUAGGCGAUUGCAAAAUCGACUUGUCGCAUCUAAAAUUAUAUUUGCAACCGAUGAUUUUUUACGGCGUGGCUGAAAAUCUACUUAAAAAUGAUGAUCCUGUAUGCAAUGAACACAUGAUGUUCAGUAACAAAACCAACAACAAUGUCGACGGAUGGAAAAUCCAAAAAAUGCGAAAUGAACGGCAUAAUUUUGUUAUUAUCCAAUUAUCCGGUGCAACUCAUAUACAUUCCAUUUGCAUAAACACUGCCUGCUUUAUCAACGAGUUUUCAGAAUUUUCCGUACAAGGCGAAAUGCUACCCGAACGUUUAAUUGGCAUUAAAUAUAGGCCAAAUCGUACAAAUAAAUUAGGCACAUCUUGCAAUAUGAAAGACUACAUAUCCAUGCACAAUACUACAGAGAAUUGGAACUAUUUGAUUUCGCCAUCCACUUUAAGCUCCGGCUAUCCAUAUAUGUGUAAAAAGUCCUUCGGCACUUUACAGCAUGAUUUAGUGACCCAUUUGCGACUCAAUAUUUUCCCAGACGGAGGUAUUGCCAGAUUACGCGCUUACGGAAAAGUGAUGCCCAUGAUUACACCAAUAAAUAAGGACAUUGAUUUAAUCUCCUCUUUGUAUAAUAGUCAUUGUACAUUAUUCAGUGACAGUUCCAUUGGACAUCCUAAUAAUAUUAUUCAACCUAAUGAAGCCACAAACAUUGUUGAAGGAUGGAAUACUGUAGAAAAACAUUACAAACAUUACAAAUUUAAUAAAAUGUCAUUCGAUGAGAUAUUGGUCGAAUCCUGGGCUUUAUUUAGGUUGGGAUGCAAAGGCACAGUCACUCAUGUUGUUAUCGAUACAAGACUUUUCACUGGCAAUGCUCCAUACAUGGUACGAGUGGAAGGAUGUUUUGGAAAAACAGAUGACAAUUUAAACGACAAAUGGAAAAAACUCAUAUCGGAUGUUCAUAUAAAUCCGGGCACGGAGCAAUUUAUUACUGUGGACAAAGAUCAGAAUUCUAUCAUAAAUUGGGUGAAAAUAACAAUUAAACCAGAUGGUGGUAUAUCUAGAUUUCGAGUUUUUGGCGAACCUAAAAUUGAUUGGACAAAAUAAAUGGAAGCUCUAGAAUAAGGUGAUGACGAUUUAUGAUAAAUAUCUUAUACUAAGAAGAAAAAAAAUUGUUGCUGUAACAAUAUUUUCACUAUAAUAAUCUUUGUAACAAUAUCACUAUAAUAGUGCUUUUUAGCG